This is a messenger RNA of Hydra vulgaris (swiftwater hydra), 3191 nucleotides long. The record is from RefSeq and is a predicted model, not a curated record. NCBI's taxonomy places the organism in Eukaryota, Metazoa, Cnidaria, Hydrozoa, Anthoathecata, Hydridae.
UCUUGCAAAGUGCACUGAAUGCCAAGUCUGUUCCCAUUUAUAUUAUUGUAGCUGUUGGGAUUUUUUAACAAAAAAUAUACCAUGCAAACAUUCAUUUAAUUCAUUGUCUAGCAAGUGAAAGUCAAUUAAAAAAGAAUACACUUGUUAGUUUACCCCCAGUUGAUUUAGAAAGCAAAGUAAUAUGAUAUGUUUCUGAUAAUAUUCAGACUUUGAAAAGUAAUGUUAUGAAAAAAUAAAUGGGUCUUGUCAAGUUAGUGUCUUCAAGUACAAUUUUGGAAGGGAAAGCUUUAAAAAAUUUGAAUAAAAACAUUUCACAAGCUAUAAGUACUUUUCUUAGUUUAAGUGAAAACAGAGUUAUCAAAUUAACUAAACCUUCUAAUGAUGAAAUUAAAGAGCUGUUUGAUUUUUCAAAGUAGGACUCAAAGAACAAAGUUGUAGUCCAGACAAAAAUUAUUCCAGAAAAUGAAUGUAAUGAAUUAACAAUAGAGAAGGCGUCAGAAAACGUUGCAGAAUCCAAGUUAUUAUUGCCAGACAAAGAGCUGCAGACUGAUGGAAAACUUCAGAAAAAUGUGCUACAUCUUAAACAAAGUUGGAGUUGUCCGAGUUGAAACAAACCACAAUUUGGAGACAUGAUUGAGUGUGAAGAUUGUUUGAGACUUGGUACCACUGUUCCUAAUAAAUGACGCUAGAACAUAAUAAAUCGAGUAUUAGUAGCUUAUACAAGAAUUUAGAGUAUGGUCCUGCACCAGAAUCGCCAAAAAUUGCAUACCAAUGGCUAGAUAGCCACGGAAGAGAGUUUUGCCAUUUUAUUAAUGGAAAAUGGCUAUCACCUGCAGGAAGAGAGAUGUAUGAAAGCAAAAGUCCUGCUAAUGGGGAGUUUCUUGCUAAAACUACACAAGGUACAAAAAAUGAUAUUGAACUAGCAGUUGAAGCUGCACGUAAUGCUUAUGAUUCUUGGUCAACUCUUCCUAGUCAUACCAGAGCUUUGCAUAUUUAUAGUAUAGCCCGUCAUGUUCAAAAACAUAUGAGAUUAAUCUCUGUAAUUGAAAGCUUGGAUAAUGGAAAACCUAUUAGGGAGACACGAGAUUAUGACACUCAAGUUGUUGCUAGACAUUUAUACCACCAUGUUGGGUGGGCUGAACUAAUGGAUACAGAAAUGAAAGACUGGGCGCCAGUUGGCAUAGUAGCUGGUAUUGUUGCUUGGAAUUUUCCAUUAAUGUUACUCAUAUGGAAGUUAUGUCCUGCAUUAGCUAUGGGAAAUACUGUUAUCUUAAAGCCAGCAUCUUAUACAAGAUUAAGUGCUUUGCUUUUUGCUGACAUUUGCGCUGAAGCUGGUUUACCACCAGGUGUUUUGAAUGUUGUUACUGGAGAUGGAAAAUUUGGAAGUUUGCUUGCAGUACAUCCUCAAGUGGAUAAAAUUGGGUUUACUGGCUCAACAGAGGUGGGUAAAAUAUUGCGAAGAAUAACAGCUGGUACUGGUAAAAAAAUUUCAUUGGAGCUUGGUGGAAAGUCACCAGUUGUUGUAUUUGAUUCUGCUGAUCUUGAUUCAGCUGUUGAAGGAAUUGUUAUGGCAAUCUGGUUUAAUCAAGGGCAGGUAUACAAGACAAACGUAUGCUCUGCUGGUUCAAGAUUACUUGUCCAAGAGACAGUGGCAGAAGUUGUUAUUAAAAAGUUGAAAGAAAGGAUGAAAACACUAAGAGUGGGUCCUUCAUUAGACAAAUGCAUUGAUAUGAGUGCUAUUAUUGAUGAAUCACAGCGAAAAUCAAUUGAACAAUUUGUUGAAGAAGCAAGAAGAGAUGGAGCUGAGAUUUAUCAAUGUUGUGAUAUUCCGUCUCAAGGAUGCUAUUAUCCUCCUACACUUGUUACAAAUGUUUCCACGACCUCAAGGAUUGUUCAAGAAGAGGUGUUUGGUCCAGUCUUAACUGUGUUAACUUUCAGAACUGCCAAGGAAGCUAUUGCUCUUGCAAAUAACUCCAUAUAUGGUUUAGGUGCAAGUGUUUGGUCUGAACAUAUAGGUUUGGCAAUGGAAGUUUCAAGCUGUAUCAAAGCUGGAACUGUUUGGAUAAACAAUCAUAAUGUUUUUGAUGCUGCAGCUGGUUUUGGAGGUUAUAAAGAAAGUGGUUUUGGUCGUGAUGGGGGUAAAGAGGGACUUUAUGAGUAUGUGAAACUAAAAUGGCAACAAAAAGUAAAUGUUGAUACAUCUUUAUUUGAUGUUUCAAAGUUUGGAAUUGCUUCAUCUCCUGGCGUAUCAAAUAUAAAUUCAAAUCCGUUAUUGUCUUGUAAUGACACAUCUCCAAAAAUUGACCAAACAUUAAAACUUUACAUUGGUGGAAAACAAGUUCGCCCUGAUUCAAAUUACUCUCGCCCUAUUUUAAAUUGUUCAUGUGUUAUUGGACAAGUUGGUGAAUCAAACUGUAAAGAUGUUAGAGAUGCUGUUGAAGUGGCUCAUAGUGCUCAAGAAGGGUGGAGCAAGCGGACUGGUCACAAUAAAGCUCAAAUUAUCUACUAUAUUGCAGAAAACCUGGAAUUAAGGAAAGAGGAGUUUAUAGAUUGUUUGUGUAAAUCUACAUCAUGCUCAAAAGAUGAGGCUCAAAAAGAAGUUGAUAUAUCCCUCCAAAGGUUAUUUUUUUGGGCAGCCUAUGCUGACAAAUAUGGUGGAAAUGUUCAGGAGACGCAAUACUAUGGAACUGUAUUAAAAGUGAAUGAACCUGUUGGAGUCAUUGGUAUUGCUUGUCCAGAUGAAUCACCUUUUCUCUCUUUCAUUUCACUUAUGGCUCCUGCUAUAGCACGCGGAAAUGCAAUCAUUAUUGUGCCUAGUGAAAAGUUCCCUUUGCCAGCGCUUUCUCUUUAUCAGGUGUUGGAUACUUCGGACUUACCAGGUGGUGUAGUCAAUAUUUUAACUGGAAGUCGUGAUCAUAUAUCUAAGAUCCUGACUGAACACCAAAACGUUAAUGGAAUGUGGUAUUUUGGAUCUAGGGAAGGCAGCCAUUUUGUCGAAUAUACAUCUACAGUAAAUGUUAAACGUACAUGGGUUAACUACGGUCUAGCACGUGAUUGGACAGAUAAUAUUCAAGGUUGUGGAGAAGAGUUUUUGAUACACUCUAUUGAAUCAAAAAAUGUUUGGAUUCCCAUGGGACACAUUUUUGCUAAUUAGUUUUUCUAUAAUUUUUAUAAAUUUUUAUAUAUAUAUA